Eublepharis macularius is the source of this 1341-nucleotide messenger RNA. RefSeq names its product T-box transcription factor 20 (gene TBX20). Lineage: Eukaryota; Metazoa; Chordata; Lepidosauria; Squamata; Eublepharidae. Gene Ontology annotation, cellular component: nucleus. Gene Ontology annotation, molecular function: RNA polymerase II cis-regulatory region sequence-specific DNA binding; DNA-binding transcription factor activity, RNA polymerase II-specific. The transcript has 8 exons. Gene Ontology annotation, biological process: heart looping; vasculogenesis; positive regulation of DNA-templated transcription. The record is from RefSeq and is a predicted model, not a curated record. The coding region runs from base 1 to 1341 and encodes 446 amino acids.
AUGGAGUACACCGCCUCGCCUAAGCCGCAGCUCUCCUCCCGGGCCAACGCCUUCUCCAUCGCAGCGCUCAUGUCCAGCGGCAGCUCCAAGGCCAAGGAGUGCGCCGAGAACACCAUCAAGCCUUUGGAGCAAUUCGUGGAGAAGUCCUCUUGCUCCCAGCCUCUGACCGAGCUGCCCUCCUUGGAGCCCCACGGCGAUUUCGGCGGCAGCGGCGGCGGCGGCAGCCCCUCGGCCCUGUGCACCGAGCCCCUCAUCCCCACCACCCCCGUCGUCCCCAGCGAGGAAAUGGCCAAGAUCUCCUGCGGCCUGGAGACCAAGGAGCUCUGGGACAAGUUCCACGAACUGGGCACCGAGAUGAUCAUCACCAAAUCCGGAAGAAGAAUGUUUCCGACCAUCCGGGUUUCCUUUUCGGGUGUGGAUCCGGAAGCCAAGUUCAUCGUGCUCAUGGAUAUCGUUCCGGUGGACAAUAAAAGAUACAGAUAUGCCUACCACAGGUCUUCGUGGCUGGUAGCGGGCAAAGCAGAUCCACCUUUGCCUGCCAGACUGUACGUGCAUCCAGACUCGCCUUUUACUGGAGAACAAUUGCUGAAGCAGAUGGUGUCCUUUGAAAAAGUGAAGCUGACAAAUAAUGAGUUGGAUCAGCACGGCCAUAUCAUCUUGAAUUCAAUGCACAAAUAUCAGCCCCGGGUGCACAUCAUUAAAAAGAAAGACCAUACUGCUUCCUUGCUUAACCUGAAAUCUGAAGAAUUUAGGACAUUUAUAUUUCCAGAGACAGUGUUUACGGCGGUCACGGCAUACCAGAACCAAUUGAUAACCAAGCUGAAAAUUGACAGCAACCCUUUUGCCAAAGGAUUCAGGGACUCUUCCAGACUCACCGAUAUUGAGAGAGAAAGUGUGGAAAGCCUCAUACAAAAGCAUUCCUAUGCACGAUCCCCCAUCAGGACCUACGGCGGAGACGAUGACGUUCUGGGAGAUGAGAACCAGGCAACACAAAGCAGAGGAUCCGCUUUCACUGCAUCUGAUAACUUGUCUCUCAGUUCCUGGGUCUCGUCGUCCUCAAGUUUUCCUGGAUUCCAGCACCCACAGUCCUUGACUGCUCUGGGUUCCAGUACUGCAUCCUUAGCCACACCGAUUCCUCAUCCAAUCCAAGGGUCCCUGCCUCCAUACAGCCGCCUAGGAAUGCCUCUCACCCCUUCAGCCAUUGCCAGCUCCAUGCAGGGAAGCGGGCCGACAUUCCCAUCUUUUCACAUGCCCAGAUACCACCAUUACUUCCAGCAGGGGCCUUAUGCAGCAAUCCAGGGACUGCGCCACUCUUCUGCUGUGAUGACACCUUUUGUAUGA